AUGGCAUUUGGGAUCGAGCUAGGCCAAGCGUAUGUUAUCAAACGCAACCAGAAUGAACCCCCAAUACUUCUACCGGUAUCUCUGGUCAAUGCGACAUAUGGGCCAGAUGAUAUUUCGACGAUAUACGAAAUCGAAUACGCAGUUAGAGCCGUUGACAAGUUACGUUCGAGAAAAGACUUAUCACGGGACGAGAUAUCAAUGGAAUUGUACAACCACAUCCACAACAAGGACCUUUUCCAGAGCGACAUAGCAAAGUUUAUCCAAGCUUCUAUGCUGGUUGGUUAUAAAAUCGAUCCCAAGAGUUAUUUCAAAGGGUCAUGCGCUUUAUGGGACGGGGAAUCCCCGGUGAAGCUGAUGACUGUUGCCUUCAACGGAGAAAAGGAUUCCCAUGGGCAUGACCUAGUGCUACUGAAAGUUUCAUACAAGCGAUUAUCUUUGGAUAUGGUCACGAACGUCACCCAAGUUUUUCGAAUUGUAUACUAA
Molecule: messenger RNA, 483 nt
Organism: Penicillium verrucosum
Lineage: Eukaryota; Fungi; Ascomycota; Eurotiomycetes; Eurotiales; Aspergillaceae
Exons: 2
Coding region: 1-483 (160 amino acids)
Source: RefSeq, a predicted model, not a curated record